CUAUUUUUAUUUUGUUUAUAACGACGGGCGAACACUUUCACGCUAGGCGGAAUACGAUCGGUCCUGCUGCGCCAAAGCAAUUGAAGCCUGCUUGUGUUGUGAGUCGGAAAUCGGUGCGUUCGAGUGUUUGGAAAUUUUUUAAGAACCAUCAUGUUGGGCUAUCUGACGAUUGCGGCUUUGGUAGCGUUGGUCCGUGCAGAUCCCUCACCACUGCAUCAAUAUUUACCAGUAACGCAAAAGGCCAUAGUGAGCAUAGUAGGAGAUGCGAAUGGGACAGUAACUUUCACAACAACCGACAAAGGAGUACAAGUUACAGGAUCAAUUUCUGGUUUAUCCCCAGGAAAACACGGGUUCCAUAUUCACGCCCUCGGGGAUAUUUCGCAGGGAUGUACGUCCACUGGAGGGCAUUUUAAUCCCAAAAACCAAAGUCACGGUGCUCCAGACGCAGACGUCCGCCACGUUGGCGAUUUAGGCAACAUCGAAGCAGACGCCAAUGGAUUAGCCAAUAUUAAUAUUCUUGAUAACCAAAUUGCUUUGGAAGGACUAAACAACAUUAUAGGACGUGGGGUUGUCGUGCAUGCAGAUGAAGACGAUUUGGGAAAAGGAGGACAUGAUGACUCGCUGACCACUGGACACGCGGGUGCCAGAGUCGGAUGUGGAGUGAUCGGAAUAUUGGACGAACCAGCGCCAAGUUCGGGGACGAGGCACAUUAUUUCAUUAAUAUUGACAGUUGUCACUAUAAUUAGUACAACUAUUUUGUGAAUACCAAUGAAUGAAAAUCUAAUUUAAGCAGUAUUUUUUGACAUCGUCGAUAGAACAUUAGUGUUUAGUUUAGUUUAAGUUUUCUUGUUACACAAAUAUACACGGGUCAUCUAAUAAAUUUUUUACUACCAA
Messenger RNA from Cylas formicarius (sweet potato weevil), 894 nucleotides. RefSeq names its product superoxide dismutase [Cu-Zn]-like. Gene Ontology annotation, molecular function: copper ion binding; superoxide dismutase activity. NCBI's taxonomy places the organism in Eukaryota, Metazoa, Arthropoda, Insecta, Coleoptera, Brentidae. Gene Ontology annotation, biological process: removal of superoxide radicals. The record is from RefSeq and is a predicted model, not a curated record. Bases 151 to 762 code for a protein of 203 amino acids. The transcript is spliced from 8 exons.